Messenger RNA from Chrysochloris asiatica (Cape golden mole), 252 nucleotides. It is a transcript of the gene APRG1, whose product is annotated as chromosome unknown open reading frame, human C3orf35. NCBI's taxonomy places the organism in Eukaryota, Metazoa, Chordata, Mammalia, Afrosoricida, Chrysochloridae. The record is from RefSeq and is a predicted model, not a curated record.
AUGAAAACAAUGGCAACAAGAAAAAGGUGUAAACUUUGCAGAACAGGCCCAGAUUUUGAAAGUGUGAUAAAGGGGUCAUUGUGUGUCCCAACUUUUCACAUAAGAAUUGGAGGAGAUUUAACUCAAGGAAUAAUAAACAGAGGAAGGGUGGCUAAUGCAGAGCAGAUGGCCCUGCAGGGUGCUAAGCAUUUCAACAUCUUUCCUCUUGGACCUUUUGACUCACCAUGGCUGAAUGCUGCCUUCUUUGUCUGA